CAUCGGGGACCUGCUGAUCAAUCCCAGCCGUCCAAACAAAACGACGACGCUGGGCGCUCGCAGCGGUGAAAGCUCAAACGGCAUACAUACUUCCUCCCAAAUUAGCAAAAUAGAAGCACAAAUGGAGGAUGGAUGAUAGAAGAAGAAGAAGAAGAAAAGCCCAUUCGUCUGCGGCUUUUGAGGAGGACAAGAACAUGGCUCUAAAGAAUAGCAACGAUCACUGGGCAUUUCUGGUACAAAUCAUCUUCCUUGAACUUGAAGAAAUUGAAGCGCCUAUGUGGGUUGAUCUCACAUUAGAAGCCAACUCAACAAACCAACAUAUUGAUGAUGACUGGUUUUAUAGAAGCCAUCUGUUCCACCAAUGCUCUUCACGCCAGUUGAAGGCUGCAUUUUCGAAUUCCGGUGAGGAUAGUAUAGGCCUAAACUUUGACUUAGUAGGACCAUCUUCACCACAACUUCCGUCUUCUGUCUCUAAGUCAAGAGGCAAAGACUUCGUAAGCAAGAAAUGGAGAGGGGAAAACCAGGAUUUUACAGAUAAGCGGCACCUAGACAAAGUUCUGAGUGGGACAUCUUCCUGUGGGAAUUCAGGGUCCAGUGAUAAGAUGAAACCCAAAUCAAGCUUUAUACAGUUGAAAGGAACAUCCAGUUCCAAAUCAAGUUCAGUUUGCAAAAGCAGUUUAACUACAAAUCACAUACCCAGUUGCUCUAAGCCAACGUCUUCUGGUGGGGAUCCAACAUGUAGUUUGAGUUCUGUGACAAACAAGGCAGAUGAAAGCAGUACAACAAGCACCAUAACAUCAGAGAUUGGUCAGCAGCAGCAACAACAAAAGUUUAUGGAGAAAUCAAAUCCAAUAUUGAGUAAAACAAAUGGGAUAUUUUCAGUCAUAAAGGCUGGUUUCAGGAAAAGUGGUAUUACAAGGCCAGCAGCCAGAGUGGAGAUUAAUGGUGAUAGAAGGCAAUCAAGAGUCCAUAAAUCUUCAUCCAGUAAGUCUAGUGUGGGAUCAUCAUCAAAUCCUCGUUCUGAGGGCAGGGCCUCAACAUCUACAUCAAUACAGUACAAAGAAAGAACCCCAGAUAGCAGAAAUGUGGCAAGAAUGAGUUAUGCAACCAAGAACAGAAUAAGACCUUCCAAAGUAUCCAAGCCGUCUACUCAUAAGAUUGAGAGAGGGACUGCAAGCAACAGAAUGGGACCUAAUGUUUCGAAGUCAGUCCACGUGGAAGCUGCAAAACCAAAGGUUCAAAAUCAGAUUCAGAGAAGGAAACCUCUGGAAUCAGUUAGAGUUAAUGAAAAUAAAUCAACUACUGCUACUGUAAAAUCCAAGGAGAAACCAGUAGUUGGUGGAUCUAACAGAAUGGCUGCCUCAGGAAAAGAGAAUGUGAAAGGGAAGAUGGCUGGGAGUCAGAAAUGCAGUAACAAAGGCAUUGCUCCAGUAACCAAGGUUUGGAGUCCGAAGGGGACAAAACAGAGCAUUUUGCAAAGGACUGACAGAACAGGACUGGCUGGGAAGGGAAAAAUGGACGGUCAAAGCCAUUUGGUAAGCCUGAAGGAUAUUCCAAAGAGACCCCAUUUCAGAUGAGAGACAGAGACCAGUGCAGCCUAACCGAUUUGUAUGUGGAGCGUAAACCUAACAUCGGUUGUAACACUGGAGGCAAAGUAGAGUGAAACAAAGUUCGGCCACGGUGUGUCCAACAUUUUGGUGGUAUCAUUUUGUUCUUGUGGCGUCAAACUGUUCCAAAAAUUUCUCACCCAG
Messenger RNA from Pyrus x bretschneideri (Chinese white pear), 1751 nucleotides. Its product is annotated as mediator of RNA polymerase II transcription subunit 1-like. NCBI's taxonomy places the organism in Eukaryota, Viridiplantae, Streptophyta, Magnoliopsida, Rosales, Rosaceae. Bases 129 to 1577 code for a protein of 482 amino acids. The record is from RefSeq and is a predicted model, not a curated record. The transcript has 6 exons.